AUGUCUGACGCCAGCGAGCCAGGGAGACCAUCUCUCCCCAACAGAGUCACGUUCGUCACUCGAAGAACCAACUCAGGCCGCUACCGAAAUUACUCGAGAGACGACCUAGACAGCGAACUAAGCAGUGUUGAUUACGCCAACUACCUUGUUCACACCCCUCCAACUCCAGACAACCAGUUAAUGGACCCUUCCAUAUCUCAAAAAGUGGAAGAGCAGUACGUCUCCAACUCCAUGUUCACUGGAGGUUUCAACAGCGCCACAAAGGCUCACCUCAUGGACAAAGUCAUUGACACAGAGACUAGCCAUCCGCAAAUGGCUGGUGCUAAAGGCUCUUCCUGCGCUAUCCCUGGUUGUGAUGCUAAGGUUAUGAGUGAUGGGAGAGGACAAGAUCUUCUCCCUUGUGAAUGUGACUUCAAAAUCUGUAGAGACUGUUUCGUUGAUGCGGUUAAAACCAACCGUGGGAUUUGUCCAGGGUGUAAAGAACAGUACAAGAACACUGAUUUGACUGACCAGGAUGAUGGUCAGCAGAGGCCUGAGGGUGGUGGUGGUAGUAGUAGCGUGUCGAAGAUGGAGAGGAGGUUGUCUUUGAUGAAGUCAACUAGUAAAUCGGUUUUUAUGAGGAGUCAGACUGGUGAUUUUGAUCAGAACAAGUGGUUGUUUGCGACUAAUGGGACUUAUGGUUAUGGUAAUGCUUUUUGGACAAAGGAUGGGAAUUUUGGGAGUAGUAGUAAGGAUGGUGGUGAUGGAGAUGGAAAUGGUGUAGGUGUGGAGAUGCAAGAUUUUCUGAAUAAACCUUGGAGACCACUUACUAGGAAGCUGAAGAUUCCUGCUGCUAUUAUCAGUCCAUAUAGGCUAUUGAUAUUUAUCCGUGUAGUUGUUCUUGCACUGUUCUUGACAUGGAGGAUAAAGCAUCAAAACCAAGACGCUAUAUGGUUAUGGGGAAUGUCUGUAGUUUGUGAGCUUUGGUUCGCCUUUUCUUGGCUUCUUGAUCAGCUUCCUAAGCUAUGUCCCAUUAACCGUGCAACCGAUCUUCAAGUCCUCAAGGAGAAGUUCGAAACUCCUUCACACGAUAACCCCACUGGAAAAUCCGACCUCCCUGGUCUCGAUGUCUUUGUCUCAACUGCUGAUCCCGAGAAAGAGCCUCCUCUAGUCACUGCCAACACCAUUUUAUCCAUUCUUGCUGCUGAGUAUCCUGUUGAGAAGCUUUCUUGCUAUGUAUCCGAUGAUGGAGGAGCGCUUCUCACGUUUGAAGCCAUGGCUGAAGCUGCUAGCUUUGCUAACAUUUGGGUUCCUUUUUGCCGUAAACAUAUGAUUGAGCCGAGGAAUCCAGAGUCUUACUUUAGCCUAAAGAGAGAUCCUUACAGGAACAAAGUCAAGUCUGAUUUUGUCAAGGAUAGGAGAAAGGUUAAGCGUGAGUAUGAUGAGUUUAAAGUUAGGAUUAAUGGCUUGCCUGAUUCCAUAAGGAGACGUUCUGAUGCUUAUCAUGCUAGAGAAGAGAUUAAAGCUAUGAAGACGCAGAGACAGAAGUCACAGAACAUAGAUGAGGAGCUUUUAAAGCCUGUUAAGAUUCCUAAAGCUACUUGGAUGGCUGAUGGUACUCACUGGCCUGGUACUUGGUUGACUCCUGGUACUGAUGACCACUCUAAAGGUGACCACGCUGGUAUCAUUCAGGUGAUGUUGAAGCCACCGAGUGAUGAGCCAUUACAUGGAGUAUCCGAAGGCUUUCUUGACUUAACCGAUGUGGACAUUCGACUUCCCCUCCUCGUUUACGUCUCUCGUGAGAAGCGUCCUGGUUAUGACCACAACAAGAAAGCAGGAGCCAUGAACGCACUAGUAAGAGCCUCAGCGGUCAUGUCAAACGGAGCUUUCAUACUCAACUUAGACUGUGACCAUUACAUAUACAACUCCGAGGCAAUGAGGGAAGGUAUGUGCUUCAUGAUGGACCGAGGAGGAGACCGUCUUUGCUAUGUUCAGUUCCCGCAACGUUUCGAAGGUAUUGACCCGUCUGAUCGUUACGCUAACCACAACACUGUCUUCUUUGACGUCAACAUGAGAGCUCUAGAUGGGCUUAUGGGCCCGGUUUACGUUGGAACCGGGUGUCUCUUCAGAAGAAUAGCUCUUUACGGGUUUUCUCCGCCUCGGUUCAAAGAACAUUCCUCUAGUUGGUUUAGUUGUUGUUUCCCUCGUCGUAAGAAGAAGAGUCAUCUCCCUGAAGAGAACCAAGCUCUACGUAUGGAGGAGGACGAUGACGACGACGACGAUGAGAUGAGUCUCAAAAAGAUGGACCUCUAUUUAAUCCCCAAGAAGUUUGGUAACUCGACGUUACUUAUGAAGUCAGUACCAAUCGCUGAGCUCCAAGGCAGGCCUUUAAUGGAUCAUACAUCUAUUCAAAACGGGCGCCCACCCGGUUUACUCACCAGGCCACGGAUGCUUCUCGAUGCGUCAACAGUAGCUGAAGCUAUCGCUGUUAUCUCAUGUUGGUACGAGGAUAAAACCGAGUGGGGGACACGUAUCGGUUGGAUCUACGGUUCAGUUACUGAAGACGUUGUCACCGGUUAUAGAAUGCAUAACCGUGGUUGGAAGUCGGUUUACUGCGUGACCAAACGUGACGCUUUUCGUGGCACUGCACCUAUUAACUUGACCGAUAGGCUUCAUCAGGUUCUACGUUGGGCUACUGGCUCUGUUGAGAUCUUUUUUUCGCGUAACAACGCGCUUCUCGCUAGCCCGAAAAUGAAGUUUCUUCAGAGGAUUGCUUACUUGAACGUUGGUAUCUACCCGUUUACUUCCAUCUUCCUUAUUGUCUACUGCUUCCUUCCAGCGUUAUCUCUCUUCUCUGGUCAGUUCAUUGUCCAGACGCUUAACGUGACGUUCCUUAUCUACCUUCUCACAAUCUCCAUCACUCUCUGCUUACUCGCGUUGCUCGAGAUCAAAUGGUCGGGGAUCUCGUUGGAAGAAUGGUGGAGAAACGAGCAGUUUUGGCUCAUUGGUGGAACGAGCGCUCAUCUCGCAGCGGUUCUUCAAGGUUUGCUUAAGGUUGUUGCUGGUGUUGAGAUCUCUUUCACGCUUACUUCGAAGUCGGGUGGUGAUGAUGUUGACGAUGAGUUUGCGGAUUUGUAUAUGGUGAAAUGGACUUCGCUAAUGAUCCCACCGAUAACGAUUAUGAUGGUGAAUUUGAUAGCUAUUGCGGUGGGGUUUAGUAGGACGAUAUAUGCGGUGAUACCUCAGUGGAGUAAGUUGAUAGGAGGAGUGUUUUUUAGCUUUUGGGUUUUGGCUCAUCUUUAUCCUUUUGCUAAAGGGUUGAUGGGGAGGAGAGGGAGGACGCCGACGAUUGUUUAUGUUUGGUCUGGUCUUGUGGCGAUUACUAUAUCUCUUCUUUGGGUUGCUGUUAAUCCACCGGCUGGGACUACUGAUAUUGGUGGGUCUUUCAGUUUUCCGUGA
Molecule: messenger RNA, 3438 nt
Organism: Eruca vesicaria subsp. sativa (arugula)
Lineage: Eukaryota; Viridiplantae; Streptophyta; Magnoliopsida; Brassicales; Brassicaceae
Source: the annotation of a GenBank genome assembly